CUUUGAUUUCUUUUCCAUCUAGUGUAGUUUUUGUUCAAUUUUCAAAAUUCCAAAAAAUAAGGAUUUGAAUGCUUCAGACGAAAGGAUCUGCCCCUUAAUUCAUCGACAGUUGUUUGGUUACUGGUGAAUCGAAGGAUUUACGCUCGGUCUCUAAUGCCGGAAUUUUCAUCAAAUAGAUCCAGCCAUGCUUAUGGGUGCCGGGAAGAUCAAAUCCUUCCUGGGAAAUGGUUUGGAGGCAGGUGAAUCGUUGGAGAUAUGUUCGCUUACCAGCGCCGCUGGAAGGGUUUUCUCUACUGAUUCGAUGAAUCAGUGUGGGUUUAGUAAUGGCCUGAGCAGGAAAGAGGGAGUUGUUCCCUUCAGUGCCACUUUUCCAGAUUUCCUGUCGACGAGUUGACAUUUCCAGCUAUCAAAUAUGAAGAUGCAGCUAAGUGAUCAAAGAGGUGUUGGACAUUGAAAAUACUUUAGAUUUUGGUCCUUUUCUUAUUCUUUUCCAGGAUUGUGUUAUAGGAAUUAUGUUACUUCUCAAACUUUGCCCAUUGCUGAUUCUUUAUUAAUCUGUUUUGUUCCUUUAUGUCAUCUUAUGGGAGAGUAUAUAGUGGAUAGAGAUGGGUGCCUGCUAUGGCUGGAUAGGGUGGUUAGUGCUGUUACAUAGCCUGUGGUUUGGGAUGUGGUUAAGAAUUAUUCUGAAGCUACAUAAUCCAAGACUCGAGUUGGUGUGAAGAAAACUAUUGCACCAUUUUGGCCUUGGUGUUUCUAGAUAUUGUUAUGGUUUCUGUUGGUAAUCUGCUUAGAUCUGCAAGUUUAGUAUGGUUUUGUGCCUCUAUAGGAACAGGGUCUGGAAUUGGAGCGGUGGGGAUUAGCACAGUAUGCAGCAAUCCCUUUUUAUAUCACAAAGCCUUUUCCAGUUUGCUGGUAUUCUUCCAGAGAAGAAUGAUUCAGAGUUUACGCUACAGCACUACUUGGAAAAGAGGAUGAGGGCAUCUUUGUGAAGUAAAGCACCUUAUUUAACUAUCGUAGUCAUAUCUAUCUUAUGGAAUUGGUUGUAGAGUAUUAGCCAUUGAUAGGCUUAAUUCACUAAAUUGAAUUUCAGUAAUUAAUAGUGCAGUCUUCAUCAUUCCUUGAUUGUUACCGGUCUCUUGCUUUGAGAUGUUAUGUUGUUGCAAUAGAAUUAGUUGCAUUAUCUGGAGUCCUGUUCUGGCAUUUCUACUUGCUUAUGGCUACUGGUGAUACAUGAUAUUUGCAGAUUGGACCAUCAUUUGCUGCACGGUAGCCUGUUAUAUUUAUU
Messenger RNA from Rubroshorea leprosula, 1285 nucleotides. NCBI's taxonomy places the organism in Eukaryota, Viridiplantae, Streptophyta, Magnoliopsida, Malvales, Dipterocarpaceae. The record is from the annotation of a GenBank genome assembly.